AUGCCAACUCAACAGCCUCUGGCCGUCAUGGCAACCAGGAGAGUAGGUCCAUUCAGUCAAAGAAGCGUGACUCCGAUACAUUCUAGCCCUGAGUCCAUGUUGCUACGACUUGACCGGUACACGCUGAAUCUGUCCUAUCAAAGGGUGCAGCAGAGGGAAGGUCUUCAACCUCCGACCGGCUUGACGACACCUCGUCACGCCUACGAAACCACUGUGUAG
Molecule: messenger RNA, 219 nt
Organism: Protopolystoma xenopodis
Lineage: Eukaryota; Metazoa; Platyhelminthes; Monogenea; Polystomatidea; Polystomatidae
Source: the annotation of a GenBank genome assembly